This is a messenger RNA of Lepidothrix coronata (blue-crowned manakin), 1612 nucleotides long. RefSeq lists its product as uncharacterized. The transcript is spliced from 3 exons. Bases 431 to 1612 code for a protein of 393 amino acids. The record is from RefSeq and is a predicted model, not a curated record. NCBI's taxonomy places the organism in Eukaryota, Metazoa, Chordata, Aves, Passeriformes, Pipridae.
CUUCCAUGUUCUCUGUGCUCUUAAGUGGUGACAAUGGGUUUAAUUCAUCUCCUGUGGGUAAGUGCUGUGCUGCUCCAGGGGAAACUAAACCUGUUCCUAGAGCACUAAACUCCUUCCUACAGCAUCUGCAGAGACCAGUCCCUUCCCUAUUUCCUACCUCACUGAUACAGCCCCAACAUGGAUAUAUGUGCUCAGGAGUCCAUAUGUCCUUAUAUAUCUUAGGGGAAACAUGUAAAUUUAAUCUGAUCUCAACUAUUCUUUCUGCCAGCAAAGAUAUUUCCCUUAAGAUAUUAACUGUGUCUCUUAAAUAUUUACAUUCUAGGAAUCUGUGCUGGAGGAAAAGGCACUUGUUUCAAACCCAAAGGUGGAUCCUGAAGGCAAUGAAGAUAUUAGUCCAUGUGGCAGCAAGUUCACAGUGAAAAGCUUGGGGAUGCUUUCUACCUGGUGUAACUUAUGCAUGGUUCAGGCAGAGAAUAGUCCUGAAGGAACAGUUAAAGAAGUGGAAGUGCCUGUUCUUUCUGAGAUCCAUCAGCUGGAUCACAGUCAGUGUUUGAAGAAUUUGGACCAUGUUUCUCAUGAAGCUUCUGAUGAAGAACUAAAUUUAAAAGCAUUUUCUGAAGGAUUUGCUUCCACUGAAUCAUCAUCCAUGCCAAACAACUUCUUUUUGAAAUGUGAAAGUGCCAAAUCAGCCUCUUCACCCCCGGAAUUUCAGAGAGUGUCUGCAGUUUGGGUUGACAUCUCGGAAAGCUCCAUUUCAGAUUCAGAAUUAGAGCUGAAACAUGGAGAGGGCACAGGUGUCAGUGUCCCAGAAGAGUUUGUCCAUGACAGUGGUGAUGUGUUUCCUGACCUCUCAAAAGAGGUGCCAGUAGCAAUAAGUAAUGGAAAGGAAACAUCACCCACUGAUGAACAUGAACUGCCUGAAGAUGAGAGCGCUGAGAUUUCAUCACACUCCCAGAAAUACCCUGGAGAUGUGUUGGAUCAUGGCUGCACUGAUCAUCUGCUUUCUUUCAUUCCAGCAGACAAAGCAAAUGCCUCCAAAACCCAGCCAGAACGUUCCUCCCAAUCUGAUAACCCUGAUGAGGGAAUGGUUGAGCCACAUCUGGGUGCCUCUGGAAGCUUCAGUAGAAACAAAUCCUGUCCUCAGGAGGUCACAAAACAGGGUAAUGAUGCAUCUGCCAGCUCUUCAUGCAGUGAUGAUAUUUAUUCACCUAAGAUCUAUGAACAGCAGAAACCUAAUUCUACAACUAACAGAGUGUUAGGGGAAAUUAACUGUUCAUUUGUGGAUCAGAAUAGAGACCUAAUGGGUUUUCCAGCAACAGUUUCUUUGAAACAUCGAGAUUUAGUUACUGACCAGCUUGGGAACACUGUUUCUUUUCUGCCUGACAGAGAUAUUGCAAAUAACAAAUUGUUAGCAUGUCUGUCUCCCCAGAGGGGACUCUUUUCUUCUGCCUCCUCAAAAAAGCAAUUGUUUCAGGCUGAGAACUGCUCUUCCAAAGGAGAAGAUGAUGUAACCUCUAUUAGUGAUAAGGGUCUCCCUCCAGCUGCUGAGGAUGCCUUGUCGGAAAUCCUGUCUCCCGUGGAUGAAGUAUUGUGCAGGUGCAACGAAAAAUGA